UGUUCCGACUGUCAAGCGAGCAACAUGUCCGCCGACGCGCAUCAACACGACGAGCUCCUCGCACUUCUCACCUCGUGGGACCUGGAGAGGCUCUUCGAAACCCUCAAAGCUAAUCGGUUCACACCGAAAGACGUUCUCGCCCUGGUCGAGGAAGACCUCCCGGCCGUGACCAAAUUCAAGGGGGAACAAGACCGUCUUUGGGCGAAGAUUCAAGAGGCUCGAGCCAAGUAUAGCCCUUUAUCAGCCUCGCUCCAGCCUGAGCCAAAGGAGGGUAGCUGUGCUGCUUUAACAGAACUUGUCUCAAGUGAAACAGGCUGCACAGAACCUGGGCCGAGUUCCGGUCAAGCUAGGCGUAAGAGUCAAACGGUUCCUCACAAUGCUGUCGCGAAGAAAAUGCGAUUGUUCGACAGUAGUCGCUACGCAGAGCAACUUGAUGUGGUUGCUGUUCUGAACAGUAGUCGGAAGGGCAAAAAUAUAUUGCUGGCAUAUAAUGAUAAGACAGAGGACAGGCCUUAUCUUAGUGAGAAACAGAGAAAUUCGAUUGUUGAACUUCUUAUUAUUGAUCUUCGUGACAACGUAGACAGAUUCCAGCACAAGUACUUUGAUGAAAUUGCCAAAAAAAUUCAAGAAGUUUUUCCGACUGAAGAUCCAAAAACUUACUAUCGUCCCCCCCAUUCGGAAGGAAAUGACAGCACUGCGCCCCAGGGGAAGUUAUUUGCAAAGCUGAGGAACAUGCCAGCCCAAGAAAGCGACUCAAGGAGUUCAAGUUUGUCCGCUAGAUCUGGGGAGCGGGGUGCUGGUGGUGGUGUCGACAGUAAUUUUGGUACUGUCUGUGCUGAACCUGUUACCGAUGAGGUUCUUGGAGCGAAGACGUGGCUGAAGAAUUCUGAUAAACCUUGGACGGUUGUGCUUCAGAAGUGGAGAACCACGGCACCUAUUCGCUUUCGAGAAUUCCUAGCCGUUGACAGCGACCCAAACUCCGUGAACAUCUAUAUUAACGAGUGGAAAAUUCUGAAACACAAAUCUGGCUAUGAACUGUUGUUAGAAGACUUUAAAUGUCUGUACCCGGAUGUGGCUAGCAAUUUGUUCAUCAAAUGGGAAUUAUUUGUGAGGCGCAACAUUGCGAUAGGCAAGAAAGAUGUAAGCAAAAGUGAUGUAAAAGGCAAUCAAAUUUUACAAGAACUUGCAAAUGAGGCACUGUCACCAAAUAGCCAAGCAGUUCUCUUGUUAGCACUUUUGCCAAGUAUAAGGGCCAACCAGAGAGUCAAAGUUAAUGGAAGUCAAGUAAAAGUGUCCGAAUCAGAAUGCCGUGAUAGUUACCUACUGCACGUCAAGAACGCUAACGACUUGCCUUUGGCUAUCCGCAAUAGGCGGGAAGAAUUUUCCCAAAGUGUCAAGCCAGGUGGGCAGCCACUGAUCUGUGCCAUUGGCCCAUCGCUGGCAGAUGUGCGUUCAGUGCACGUGAAUGUUGCGAAUUUGGAUUGGGUGGCAACUUCUGCUCUCUGUGCCAUAGACAUAUGCUUCAAAUCAUUCUUUGCUCUCAGCAUUCCUUACCCAAAAGAAAGUGAGCAUGUUUGGAGCACCAUCCAGCGGGCUGUGUACGACAUCAAGACACCUAGUGACAAGGACAUGAACUUCUGUCAUAGCUGGAUUAAAGCCCUCAAGUAA
This is a messenger RNA of Frankliniella occidentalis (western flower thrips), 1668 nucleotides long. RefSeq lists its product as uncharacterized. The transcript has 10 exons. NCBI's taxonomy places the organism in Eukaryota, Metazoa, Arthropoda, Insecta, Thysanoptera, Thripidae. The coding region runs from base 25 to 1668 and encodes 547 amino acids. The record is from RefSeq and is a predicted model, not a curated record.